CUCCUCAGACGUGAUGGACCAGUGAUGGACCAGAAGUACCCUAAUUCUGUUUGUAUCCUCGACACAGGCGCCAGAGUCUAGUUCACUAGUGGUUUUCUUUGUGCCAAGAUAUAAGUUUUUAGUUAUGAGCUGCCGAACUUGUCACGUUAGCGGCACAGUCUCUGCAUAGGCGCCUUCAGCGGCCAGAAAAGGCGCCAUCUGUGGCGUCGACUCAAAAAUGCUUGGCGUGUCUUCAAAUUACCCGCCUCCUCCACUGGAUGAGGAUGGCUUGUACCAGCAGGCAUCGGGAGAAGGCAGCGCUAGCGAAAACUUCAAGGUGGUCGUGCGCAUUCGACCGCCAUUGCGGCGCGAAUUACAGGGAACUGGCCUGCGUGCAUAUCAAUGCACUACAGCCGUGGAGCCGGGAGACCGCAACAUCAUCCUAUCAGAGAACCUGCCGGCCGUCAUCAGCCAGCAUGGCGGUAUCACGGACCUUUACAACACGUACAGGUUCACGUUCGACUGCGUGUACGACCAGCAGUGCCCCCAGGAGCGCGUGUACCGCCAGAGCGCGCAGCAGGUGGUGCUGUCAAUCCUGCAGGGCUACAACGCAGCCAUCAUUGCGUACGGCCAGACCGGCACCGGCAAGACGUUCACCAUGGAGGGAGCCAUGGAGGGCCCGGACCGCGGCAUCAUCCCGCGCACGGUGGAGGACAUCUUCACCUUCAUUGUCAACGACCCCGAGCCGUCCAGUAAGUACCUGGUGCGCUCGUCGUACCUGCAAAUAUACAACGAGGUGGUGUCGGACCUGCUGAAGCCGGAGCGCUCCUCGCUGGCCAUCCGAGAGGACCGCCGCCGCGGCGUGUUCGUGGAGGGGCUGAGCGAGUGGGUGGUGCGCUCGCCGGCGGAGGUGUACGGACUCAUACAGCGGGGCCAGUCGCUGCGCGCCACGGGCGCCACCAAGCUGAAUGAGGUGUCCAGUCGCUCACACGCUGUUUGCGUUAUCAUCGUGGAGAAGUGCACCACGCCACAGCAGCAGCAGGCGGCCGACGGCGGGGAAGGCGGCGGCUGGCGCGCUGCCGAGGUGGACGCCUCGGGCCAGGUCAUCCAGUCCAUCAAGGUGGGCAAGCUCAACCUGGUGGACCUGGCGGGCAGCGAGCGCGUGCACGUGACGGGCGCGGUGGGGCGGCGGCUGGAGGAGAGCAAGAAGAUCAACGCCUCGUUGUCGGCGCUGGGUAAUGUCAUCGCCGCGCUGACGGACCGUCGCGAGCGCUCGCACAUCCCCUACCGCGACUCCAAGCUGACCCGGCUGCUGGAGGACUCGCUGGGCGGCAACUGCCGCACCACCAUGAUCGCCACCAUCGCGCCCAGCCUGGAGGCCUUCCAGGAGUCGCUGUCCACACUCAAAUUCGCAAACAGGGCCAAGAACAUCCAGAACGAGGCGCACGUGAACGAGGACGUGGACCAGCGCACGCUGCUGCGCAAGUACGAGCGCGAGCUGCGGCGGCUGCGGGACGAGCUGGCGCGCAGGAGCCGCAACGUGGUGGACAAGCGCGCGCUGCUGGUGGCCGAAGAGCAGGCCAAGCGGGCUGAGGCGGACAAGUUGGCGGCACUGACGGCGCUGCAGGAACGCAGUCGCGAGUUCCUGCGUGAAAAGGAGGAGAAGCGCGCGCUGGAGCUCAAAAUCCAGGCCAUGCAAAGCCAGCUGCUGAGCGGCGGCGGCUCCAGUGCGGUGCUGACGGAGGUGCCGGCGGUGCGAGCCAUGGUGCAGCGCGAGGCCAACAAGGUCAAGGAGUACUACGAGGCGCGCAUCCGGGCUCUGGAGGCGGAGCGGCAGGACGCGGAGGGCCACGCCGCCGAGGUGGACCGCUACAAGCAGCUGCUGCUCAAACAGCGCGACAUCAUGAUCGCGCUCACCGCCCGCCUAAACGAGCGGGACGAGCGCAUCACCAACCUGCAGGAGGAGCUGGACGCCUACGACCGCUACCAGCGCCAACUGGAGGACCAGCUGGACGCCAAGACCGCCGAGCUGAUCAGCCUGAGGAAGGCGGCAGUGGAGCACGCCUCAGGCGGUCCGGCGGGCUCGCGCGGGGUGGACCCCACCGCGCUGCAGAGCGCACUGGGCGACUGGUCGUCGUCACAGGGCGGACGAGGGCCGGUGCCGGGCGAGCAGCUGGCGGAGGCGCUCGUGCCGCUGUCCAUCAGACCUGGUGGCGGUGUGGGCCCGGGGCGGCCGCAGCUGGUGUACACAGCAGACGGCACCGCGGUGGACCUGCAGGGGCCCGAGUCGCAGGACGUGACACCGCGCCGCGCCCCCGCGCCCGCCUCCGCCGCGGCAGCAGCCGCCUGGCGGCCGCACCUGCCGCAGCCCUACCCGCCCACGCAGGAGGGCACAACAUUGGUGGCAGCAGGGGCGAACGGCGUACACACGGGACAACCCGAGGCUGCAGUGGCUUCCCCAGGCGAGGUGGCUGAGCUGCGCGCCGCGGCGCUGACGGCCGCCAAGGAGCGCAGCGCGCUGCAGCAGAUCUUGGAGUCCAAGGUGCGGGUCAUGCUGGCGGACAUCAUACAACAGGUGUCGGAUCCACGUGCCCACGCGGCGGCCAACGGUGGCGGCGACGUAGCCUCCCAGCCGCAGCUGCUGGGGCGGCUGGCGGCGCUGGAGCAGUUGGUGGCGCGCGUGGCGGAGGCCAUUGGCAGCAGCGGCGCCACGUGACGGGCGGUAGCAAGUGUCAUGGCAUGAGUGGCGACACACCUUUACGUCUUUACGUUUCUCCUGAACAGUGUCCGCUGUCAGUGCAGUAUACGGCAAUGCUCAGCAAAGCGUUCGAGCGGUCGCGUGCUGCACUGAAGUGCUGCAAGUGCUUGAAGCGGGAGGCCGGGGGCGCCUUAAAGCACGUGUGUAUGUGUUGGGAUUGCGUGUAAAUUACGCAAGCAUCCAGGAGUCAAGCAGGCGGUAUGAGAGGGCUCGCAUCGCACAAAACCCGUUCACAAUUCCUCAGAAGGCCUAGGUCAGACGGCAAGUAUGCCCACAUAUGCCCUGUACGACAUGGCAUUGGGCGCCGCCACCUUCCUCCUGUAAUUGAAAC
Messenger RNA from Chlamydomonas reinhardtii, 3068 nucleotides. RefSeq lists its product as uncharacterized. The coding region runs from base 218 to 2695 and encodes 825 amino acids. The record is from RefSeq and is a predicted model, not a curated record. NCBI's taxonomy places the organism in Eukaryota, Viridiplantae, Chlorophyta, Chlorophyceae, Chlamydomonadales, Chlamydomonadaceae. Gene Ontology annotation, biological process: microtubule-based movement; mitotic spindle organization. The transcript is spliced from 24 exons. Gene Ontology annotation, molecular function: ATP binding; microtubule motor activity; microtubule binding.